This is a messenger RNA of Manduca sexta (tobacco hornworm), 1008 nucleotides long. RefSeq names its product probable alpha-aspartyl dipeptidase. Gene Ontology annotation, molecular function: serine-type peptidase activity. NCBI's taxonomy places the organism in Eukaryota, Metazoa, Arthropoda, Insecta, Lepidoptera, Sphingidae. The record is from RefSeq and is a predicted model, not a curated record. Gene Ontology annotation, biological process: proteolysis.
GUAAGAUAAUUUUAAAAAAAUAAUUGACUAUUCUGACUUCAGAUUAAUCAGAUUUCCAUAUUAUGCAGUAGAAAACAAAAAAUGUAGGUAACUAUUCCCAUAUAAACAAGUAUCUAUCAGUUGUAAAAGAAAUUGUGCAUCACCAUGUCGACGUGUCGUCAAGCCUUGCUUCUAUCUUCGUCCAAUUGUCACGGAUACACUUUACUUGAAUUUGCUAAACAGGAGAUAUGUAAUUUUCUGAAAAAAAACAAUGUGUCUGAACUCAUUUUUGUACCAUAUGCCCAAAAUGAUUUUAAUGGCUAUACAGCAAAAAUAAAAGAAGUAAUAGACCCUUGGUUUACGGUAACUGGCCUGCAUACAUAUCCUGAUGCUGCAAAUGCUGUUAACUCUGCCAAAGCAAUUUUCGUGGGAGGAGGAAACACUUUUUUGCUUUUGAGUAGACUGUACGAAAAGGGGCUGGUAAGCAUUAUUAGAAAAAAAGUUGAUGAGGGAAGCUUGGCAUACAUAGGAAGCAGUGCAGGCACAAAUGUUGCUACAAAGAGUAUUCAUACAACAAAUGACAUGCCAAUUAUUUAUCCACCAACAUUUGAUGCCAUUGGCAUUGUUCCAUUCAAUAUAAACCCACACUAUAUAGAUAAAGUUGAAAAUGAAAAGCACAAAGGUGAGACAAGAGACCAAAGAAUAAAUGAAUACAUGGAAAUGGAACAUGCUGCUCCUGUUCUGGGACUACGAGAAGGAGCUAUGUUACAAGUGGAUGGAGCAAGUUUAAUGUUGAAGGGUGUUGCUGGAGCAGUUUUAUUUAAAAAGGGAGGAUGCAAAGAACAGUUUCAAGCUGAAACAGAUGUGUCAUUUUUACUGAACUAAAAAUUAAGAUAUAAGGAAACCAAAUAUUAUUGUAAAAAAAUCGUUUUAUUAAAGAGAAAAAAAAACUAUGUAUACAUUUUGGAAAACAAUUAAAACUUAUAAAUGAUGAAUAACAAAACUUCAAAUAAAGUCUGUGUUUAUAAU